Molecule: messenger RNA, 3042 nt
Organism: Closterium sp. Naga37s-1
Lineage: Eukaryota; Viridiplantae; Streptophyta; Zygnematophyceae; Desmidiales; Closteriaceae
Source: the annotation of a GenBank genome assembly
AUGGCGACCCCGGACGACUCGGGUUUCCUCUAUCGAACGCUUCGUACCGUUAUCGGAACGAGUACAUUGAGCGACCCGUUCGUGAGUGAUCCGUUAGUGAGUGAUCCGUUAGUGAGUGAUCCGUUAGUGAGUGAUCCGUUAGUGAGUGAUCCGUUAUUGGCUGAUUUGUUAUCGACGACGCCCGAGAUUGUGGAGUUCUGCCGGUUCGUUGAAGCGUCGGAGCAGCAGGAGAAGCCGGCACGGGCGGAGGUGGUGGGGCGAACGAAUGACCACCCUCAACCUCGUGCUUUUGCAACCCCGUCCCUUUCCCAACACCAGAGAUCGUGGAGUUCUGCCGGUUCGUUGAAGCGUCGGAGCAGCAGGAGAAGCCGGCACGGGCGGAGACGGUGGGGCGAACGAAUGACCACCCUCAACCUCGUGCUUUUGCAACCCCGUCCCUUUCCCAACACCACACCAGAGAUCGUGGAGGCGUCGGAGCAGGGGAAGCAGGCGCGGACAGAGGCAGCGGUGGGGCGGGUGGGGGGUGUCACUGAGAGGACGGCACAGGGCACCAACACGUACAGCCACUGUGGUGUUCCCAUCACUCUCCUGCCCUUCUCAUACACCAGAGAUCGUGGAGUUCUGCCGGUUUGUGGAGGCGUCCGAGCAGGAGAAGCAGGCGCGGGCGGAGGCAGUGGGGCGGAAAUCGUGGAGUUCUGCCGGUUUGUCGAAGCAUCGGAGCAGGAGAAGCAGGCGCGGGCGGAGGCGGUGGGGCGGGUGACAGCUGUCAUCCACAGCAUCUGGGCGCACUGCCACGUGGAGGUGUUUGGUUCGUACGCCACGGGCGUGUACCUGCCGACCAGUGACGUGGAUAUGGUAGUGCUGCACUCGGGCUGCCCGGACGUGCAGAGGGCGCUGAGAGCAUUGGCAAAGGCGCUGGUGGGGAGGAGAGUUGCACGGAACAUGAAGGUCAUCGGGCAAGCACGAGUGCCGAUCAUCAAGUUCCUGGAGAUUGAGAGUGGAGUGUCAUUUGACAUCAGUUUCGAUACGUCCAACGGACCUGAGACUGCCAAGUUCAUCCUAGCUCUGCCCCACCCUCCCCUCCCCUCCCCUUCCUUCCCCUCCCCUCCCCUUCCUUCCCCUCCCCUCCGCCCCCCCGAACUUGCUCCUCCCAGUUUCGAAACGUCCAACGGACCAGAGACUGCCAAGUUCAUCCGGAAAUCCAUGAAGGCCAUGCCAGCACUGCGACCCAUCUCUCUGGUGCUCAAGCUUUUUCUCCAGCAGAGGGGCCUCAACGAGGUGUUCACAGGGGGGAUCGGCUCGUACGCCCUGCUGGUCAUGAUCAUGGCACAUCUACAGACCCACCACAGCCGCUUUUCAAGUGGGAAGCUAGAGCAGAACCUGGGCGUGCUGCUGAUUGACUUUUUCCACUUGUACGGGCGUGGCCUGAACACAAUAGACGUGGGAGUGUCGGCGCGGCAUGGGGGGAGGUUCUUCGUCAAGAGGGAUAGAGGCAUGGUGCAGCAGAAUCGCUUCAUGCUGGCAGUGGAGGAUCCCCAGAUGCCCAGCAACGACCUGAGCAGGGGCAGCCACAACAUCCACAAUGUCCGCCUUGCCUUUCAGCGAGCUCACUACCUGCUCACCACGCCCACACUCCCUACCUCCAGUCGCUCUCAAUCUCAAACCAAUGCUGCUGGUGCUGCUUCUACUUCUGCCAGCAGUGCCAGCGGCAGCCUGCUGGCUAGGCUGAUACGUCUUGAGUCAGCCAUUGCGAAUAGACCGCCCCCACCUAGAAUGGUGCCGCCACCACUUGUGGGAAACCGUGGAAUGGGGAGUGAUAGUGCUGCUGCCACUGCUGCCGCUGCUGCCGCUGCUGUUGGCACUGCUAUUGCUGCUGGUGGUGCUUCUGCUGCUGGCAGUACUGCUGCCACUGCUCCUGCUGCUGCUGCGGUCAAGGCUAAGAAAGGAAGAAAGAAGAAGGAUGUUGCAGCAGCCGCUGCGACGGAGGGAAAUGAAGCAACAGCAGCAGCAUUGGAAGGGCCAACAGAAGGGGUUGGCCUGCGCGAGAAGAAGACUAAGAAGGGGAGGCGGGGCGAGAAGAGUGAGGAAAGGAAGGAUGGUGGGUUGAAGCAGGGUGGAGUGAUAAGCAGCUGUGAUGCAGAAAGGGAGGGGCAAGCAGAAGCGGUUGGCCUGGGCGAGAAGAAGACAAAGAAGGGGAGGCGGGGCGAGAAGGGUGAGGAAGGGAAGAAUGGUGGGUUGAAGCAGGUUGAAUUGGUAGAAGAGGCGGAGGAUUCGGGUGAAAUGAAGAGAAAAGGGGCCAAGAAGGAAAGGAGAGAGAAGGAAAGGAGAGCGAAGGAGGAGGGAGAGAAGGGAAGGGAGGAUAUAGAGGGGAGUGGUGGUGCUGAGAGGAUGGACGGUGGGGAGGAUGUGGGUGUGCAGAGUGUGGGUGGGGAGAGGAAAGAGAGGAAGGGAAAGAAGCGGAAGGUGUUAGUAGAUGAGACGCAGGCUGAGGAGAGGGAGGAGAGGGAGGAAGAAGGGGAGGGAGUUGAAGCGGAGGAGAAGAAGAAUGGGUUUAAAGAGAUGGCGGAAAGGGAUGAGGGGAUGGAAGAGAGGGAGGAUUUGGAGGAAGAGGGGAGGGAGGAUAGGGAGGAAAGGGCAGAUGGAGGAACAAAACAGGAGGGGGAGGAGAGGGAGGAGAGAGCGCGAAAUGGGAAGGGCAAGAGAGUGAGGGAGGGGAAGAGAAAGAGGGAUGAAAAGAAGAGGCUGCGGGAGGAGACUCAGAAGGAAGCAGUCGAAAACAAUGCAGCUGAGACAGGAGGAGAAGGGGUUGCAGAGCGGUCAAGAAUGGUGGUGAGGGAGAGAGAUGGCAGUUUGGAGGUGAGAGGAGUGGAGAGUUUGAGGGGAGGAGAUGAGGAAGAGAGCCUUCCUAGAGGGGGGGGCAAGGCGAGUGGUGUUGGUGGUGAUGAUGAUGAGGGCGAGGGUGGGAGGCGGAAACGGAAGAGGGAGAAGCGGGGGCGAGCGUUCAUGGAUAUGCUAGGAGUGAGUGAUAAUGGCAGCAAGUGA